Molecule: messenger RNA, 11484 nt
Organism: Culex quinquefasciatus (southern house mosquito)
Lineage: Eukaryota; Metazoa; Arthropoda; Insecta; Diptera; Culicidae
Gene: cpo
Product: protein couch potato
Exons: 9
Coding region: 1878-3278 (466 amino acids)
Molecular function (GO): mRNA binding
Source: RefSeq, a predicted model, not a curated record
CCCGUCCGAAGUCAGUCUACUGUUAGCAGUCGGGAAAAUCGCAACUGAAUGGAAAUCGCCUUUUAUAUCGGUAUUUAAGCUCUAGAGUGUGUGAUUUCUGGGAAGUAAGAGGUUAGGAAAGUUUGUGUCAAAGGGUUCUUUUUUUGGCAUAAAGAGUUGUCCUUUUGGGAGAAUUUGAAGGUUCGGAUACGUUUUUCCUGAGUUUUUCGCGAAGUUCGGUUCGUUCGAUUGUUUCUGUUGAUAACAGUUCGCUCCCGUUUUAUUUUGUUUUUCGUUAUCGUGUGGAAAAUCCAGCGCGUGAAGGAAAAUUAAGCACAUUUUCCACAAUCAAAGUGACUUCGUGUUUGUUUCGUGGACAAUUGUCGUAUGUGCACUUUUCGUCGUUACGACUAAUUGCGAGUGAGCUGGGUAUUGAUUUUCGUUCGAGUCGUUAAGUUUCGAGUCACUUUUGGAGGGAGUGAGGAAAAAAGUUGUUUUGCCGUUUUUAAUAUUGUUGCUAGUUUGUUGGGCCAAACAAAUUUCUGCCUCGUUCGACGGUUUCCAACGUUGGCAAGCGAGAAAUAAUUCAGCACAACCGGAUCGAGCAGACGCAAGCAACUGUUGGAAGUUGGUCAAAUACGGUGCGAAGCGAUGUUCCAACUUUAGAAGAAACAGUUCGAGUUUUGUAAAGUCGAAGUACACAACUCUGUACAGUUCCGUGUUAGCGUGUACACACCAAUUGCAAUAAUUACAUAGUCCCUCGGUAGUUGAGAUCCAGUGCGAUAUUGGAUCACGAAAAUAGCAGAGUUCGAGUGUGGGAAAAAAAAUCUAACAAAACCGGUGUUCAAGCAGUUGGAGCAGCAAGUGCUUUCAUGAGCUCAAGUCACCAACAGUGAAGGAAAAGCAGCGUGAAGAAUCUACCCUCACGAGAGAGAGAGAGAGAGUGUAAGAAGAGCUCAAGAAUCGUUUACGACCUGUUACCUCAAGGUACCAACAUCUGGAGAAGCAGCAUAAAACGUAAAAUAAUAAAAGAAAAGCUCCGACUUGAGCGAACAGCUUUCGCGUUCCCAUUCGGUGGAAUUUUACGAGAAUUUAAGUAAAAAAAGCUUGAAUAAAGAUAGAGAAGGAGAAAAAAUAAACAGAUAAUAGCAUAACUAAUCGCGCAAAAGGUAAAUAAACUAAAGCAUAACUAUCCAAUUCGAGUCAGAGUCAGAGUCUCGGAAGAAGCAACAAAAAAAAGAAGAAGAAGAGUUGUAACGUGAAUCGCACCAGCGCCAAGAGUUUCAAUCAAAAUAUUUUUGCCAGCACUGUGUGAAGCAGUGGAAUUUUUAAUCUUGCCCCAGGUGGAAACGCUGGCGUGAUUUUUCCACCCAACAAUAUCGGAGGAAAACGCGAAAUUGGAGCUACCACCACACCGCGAGGAAAGCAACCAAACACAAGCACCCAAUUCUGUCUAGCCGUUUGAAUUCGCUGGGAAAUCCAAUUACAACUCGGACUUUGAAUCGACACAUGGUGUUCGAUUCAAUAGUGCGUCCAUAAAUUCCGUCACCAUUUCGUCGACCGUGGUGAAACGCAGGCCAGCGCCGCAAAUCACGGUAGCGAGCGCCCCGCAAGUCCUAUCGCCGAAGCGACUGUGCACGAACUCGCUGGCCGGUGCCGGUGCGACCAUUCCGGCCUUAGGUAGCUGCCUCGUGCCCGCCCAUCCACCGGCUUCGGCCGCUGCCGCCGCAGCCGCUCUGUUGCACCACCACAACCAACUGCAACAGCAGCAACAGCAGCAGCAGCAGCAACAACAGUUCCAGCAGCACCACCAGUUGCUGGUAGAUUCUGCCAACGCAGCCGCCGCCGCCGCCGCAGCAGUCGCCGUAUCGCAAGCCCAUCAACAGCAGCAGCAGCCAAUGUUCACAUCACCAAUCGUCGCCCAAUCCAAUCCGGCUGUCAGUACACAGUCCAUCAACGGUUCGCUCAGCGGCGUCGUCAACAGCGUCAACAACAACCACAGCCUCGUCGGCCAGAGCCAGAACAGUCUUGUCGGUGCGCCCGGCAGUCAGGUCAACAAAAUGGACACCUCGAUGGGACAGAUGACACCGAUGGCACCGUUGGCGCUGUCGCAGAGCAUGGACUCGGUCAACACGGCCAGCAACGAAGAAGAGGUUCGAACCCUGUUCGUCAGUGGGCUGCCGAUGGACGCAAAGCCCCGAGAGCUGUACCUGCUGUUCAGAGCCUACGAGGGAUACGAGGGAUCCCUGCUGAAGGUUACCAGCAAAAAUGGAAAAACAGCUUCGCCUGUGGGUUUCGUCACGUUCAGCACACGGUCCGGGGCCGAAGCUGCGAAGCAGGAUCUACAGCAAGGUGUACGCUUCGAUCCUGAUAUGCCCCAAACAAUACGCUUGGAAUUCGCCAAGAGUAACACUAAAGUGAGCAAACCAAAACCACAACCUAAUACAGCGGCCACAGCUGCACAUCCUGCAUUGAUGCACCCACUUACUGCUGGACACCUAGGUACUCCGUUUUUUCCUGGGGGCCACGAGCUAUGGCAUCAUCCGUUAGCGUUUUCGGCAGCCGCCGGUGAGCUGCCCAGUGCUGCCGCCCUGCAGCACGCCACCCUGGUCCAUCCGGCACUGCAUCCUCAGGUCCCGCAACAAAUGCAAAUGCCACACCCGUCAGCAAUACAUCCGGCGUCUAUGCACGUGUCGGCCGGGCUGCCAGCGAACCAUUUUUUACCGAGCCCGGCGCUGGCGAGCCCGGUUGGCAGCACCGGUGGCAACCCGGCCCCGAAUCCGCCCCUCGCGGCCAAUGCCCCCUGUUCGACCCUGUUUGUUGCUAACCUGGGCCAGUUCGUGUCCGAACACGAGCUCAAAGAGAUAUUCGCUAGUCUGCCUGGCUUUAGUCGCCUCCGUAUGCACAGUAAGGGCACCUCCAUCGCUGCUACCAAUACUACUACUACUCCCACUAUGAACGCUAACGCUGCUGCUGCUGGUAACCACUACCAUGCCGCCGUCAACAACAACAACAUCGCCAACUUUAUCAACAACAACAUGGCCGCCGCAGCCACCACCACCACCGUGCCGGUUGCGUUCGUCGAGUUCAAGGACGUGGCCACGGCGGCGGCCGCCAUGAGCGCCCUCCAGGGCAAGUUCCUGCUCUCGUCGGACCGGGGCGCGAUGCGGAUCGAGUUCGCCAAGUCCAAGAUGGCCGCCGACGCACCGUCCCACCACUUUUACCACCUGCACAUGCAGCAGAGAGAAGGGAGCGGGUAUGGAGCCAAGAAUGGAACACCAUUUGGGGAAGAAGAGUGAACGAACCGAUCUCAACACGUAUCUAAUGGCAACAACUUGACAGCAGCAGCAGCAGCAACAGCACCAGCAACAACACCAUCAUCAACAGCAAACUCAUCAACAUCUGCAAACCACCGCCUACGGCACUAACGGAUCUACCGGGCUAGGCUACGGCAACGGGCUGUACCAGUUGGCCACCGCCAUUCCGCGAGCAUGAUUCGUCGACAUCGUCUAGAGCAGAUCUGCCCGCGUGGAACGAGUUAUCUUCUAUGUUUUUACUUUGUUUACAAACCGCAAAGUCACAAGUUUUUUCUUUUUGUCGGAGAAAAUGAGAGAAUGUGAUAUGGAACCUGAUCAUCCGGAUUAUUCAGCUGAUUACGAAGAACCAAAUGUGCCCUAACAACCGUUGAAUAAUGAAAUACUUUGUUGACCGUUUGGUUUCCCCAUUUUUCGAUUGAUUGUUGUAUUUUUAGAACCUUUUUGUUGAUCGUACAAAAUUACCUUGAUGGAGGAGCAAGCAUGUGUGUAGGAAUGAAGGUACGAAAAUAUAUAGAAGAAAAUAAACAUGUGAUUAGGGUUUCAAGACGUUACAUUUAUUUUUGCGAGACUACGAACACAAGGAAGAACAACAACAACGGUAGUUUUUUAGAAAAAACAACGGCAACAAGCAAUAACAGUUUAUUGUAAAUGAAAAUAUCCAUACAUAUCAAGGGGAUUUAUAUAGAGGUAACGCAAAAAAAAAAAAUCAACUGAAACGAGAAUGAUAGUUUGUAAAACUGAACGCGCGUGUACUAGAUUUGUAAGGUUCAAAAACACAUGGUAGAGAUAUCGAGUGAUACGCAGGGUCGCAGUAGGCGAUGCUACGAUCGGGAGGUACUUCGACGGAAAGGUCCGGCAGGUAGGCAGUGUUGUAGAUCACUCAUUUCACCCAACCCCCUAACGUUAGCCUAUUCUGGUGAGAUUCAAGUAGUAGAGCUGCAACUUUGGCUGGCAAACAAGCUUGCUUGCGGCUAUCUAACAGACAACACACACACAACCUUAAGCAGAGGAUUAAUCAACUACCCCCUUUACCAAAUUUAACCUUAUCCCAAAAAUUAAACAAAUAUAAAGUUAAUGCAACAACUUACACUAGAGGUAACCAUUGUUUAGCGUGUAAUAUCUCACAAAGUGGCCAGCUGCGGUCCGCCAUCUGUGGAAGUCUCCAGCAAAGCUCGUGUCAGUUACCGUCAAUUAGAUACUACUAGAGGACACCAAAGAAUUUUACAAGUUCCUACCAAAAAAAAAGCGAGGAAACAAUUUUAAGACAAAUUUCUCAAUCACAGAAGCUACAUCAUACCAAAGCAUAGCAAAGGAAUGUAAAAUUGGACAACACUCAAGGAACCACUUGGAAGCAAACAAAAUCAACCACGUCGAGAUGCUGGCGGAUUUCCGCAGAGGUCCGGACCCCACUUGGCGUUCGUUAUUGUAAACUGUCAUUGAAACACGCAUGAACACAUGAACAUAGCAAUAAGUAGUGAAACUAUAUUUAGGUGUAUGAUUUAGUGAGUGAACCUAGGCUUCUAAGUAUUUCCGUAUAGACAUUGACACAACAACUUUCAGAAGAAUGAAACAGCAAGAACAAUGCGAGGAGCGAGGCGGGCUCAGCAACCCCGCCAGGGGUGCGCUGACCCAAGGUAGCAGGCGUGCGAUCCGGAACUCGUGCAAGAGUCCGGAGUACCACAACCGGCAAGGUAGAGAAGAAAAAAUCAGCAAGAAGAAGCGAAUAAUCAUUCCGUCCAAUACAGUGUGUAGUUAAAUCGGAUGGGUGCGGAUCUGUUCUCAAGACGACAAUCUGCAUCUUACUCCGGGCCUGCGCAGGGGUUCAGGGCUCUAAGGAACAUCGAGGCCGGCCAAUCGGGCCGAAGCCUGUCCGGCCCUUGCGUGGGAGCAAAAUUUCAUACAUAUCAGCUUUUGGGUUAAACUUUUAAGCGUAGCAUAAACCAUGAAAACAGUUAGCUUAAGGAAACCCCCCCUAAUCUUUAAGUGACACACACACAUUUAUCGACUCAAGAAUUAAGCAAAUUAAAGCAACAGACAACUGCUUGCCGAGGAGACCAACUGCUGACAAUGCUAGACGAGCGAGCUGAAUAGAAGACGUCAGAUGCGGAGUUUGGUGGUUUGUUUGGUUGCCGUAAUCGCCAUUUCGUUAGAAAUUAAACGCCUUUUUGAAGCUGUUUGAUGACAGCUGUCCGUUUAACGGCGGAUAGCUGAACUGUCAAACGAAACAGUAGAUCGUUUAACGGCGUACUUUGUUUGACAGUUUGCGGGUGAGAAUUUAGGUUACCUCUUUGAUGAUUUUUAUUGAACUGCCUUGAUUCAAGCAAUGAAAACAAAAAAAUGAUGGCCGACUCGAUCCAAUCGAUGCAGAACACAGUGUUUUAAAGCGCAAAAAAUGCUCAUUUUUUAUGCUCUAUAUGUUCGGAUCCGUCAAACAAAUUCAAGCAAAACAGUGUAAAAGUAUUGAAAAGGGUCUGUAAAUAAACAGUUCAUCCUAAUUAUAUCAGACGUAAAAGAUUUAUGAAAGUGCGCAGGAUGCACUGUUUGUUGAUAGACAAACUACGAUCCUUUUACACACUUUUACAAAGAACUACUUUUAUAAAUUUUUAUUCAAGAAACAUUCUGACAAUUUCAAAAGAACCUGGCUAGCUUGUCGCUAAUGUAAACAAAGAUGUACGAUGUGAUUUGUUUUCAUUUUAUCGACUCCCCUAAGCACACGUUGAAGCAUACAAAAUUGCUGCCGAAUCUUUUCCGAAAGAGAUCCGGAAACAAAAUCCGGCAGCAAGGUUAAGCUGAUUAAAUUUUGAAGUUAGCUGAAGUAGUCCAAAAGUUUGGUUUUCGACUUUCUUCAUGACAGAGGAGAAGUUGCGUGUCAUGCCGUCUGUACCGAUGAUAGCGCCACUGUUUUGAUUUCAGUUUGGUCGCAAAGUUAAGGGCAGGUAACUCAACGUCACCCAACCAAAGUCAAUCAACAUUGAGGUAACGUAAACUCAGGCUCGAAAACUGUCAAAAUUUGAAUCCAAAUGCUAACAAAAUGGCGGUUGCGUCAAGUUGGCAAGACGCUUCGAAAGCAUCUAUCUGGAAUUAACAGUAGGAUAUGUAGCUUGAAUGAAUGUUAUUGUAAUAAAAUAUGUGAUAAAUGACUUAGCAAAAAAAAAGGAUGUUGAACAAAGCCGCAAAAAUUUACAGAGAAAAAGCAAACUUGACAAACUUUUUGUGAUCAAUCACAAGAGAGUCAGGUUUGAGCCCAAAAAAAGAAAAACAACUAAAACAACUGACGUUUUAACAAACCGGAAAAUUCAGCAAACAACAAAUGUUUCACUUGUUUAUAUGUACACGGCUUAGUGAGUGUAGGUGUAACUUUUAGUAACCGGAAGAUAUCGUUUCAAGCAGAGACAAACAAAAAAAAACAAGAAAAAACAACACCGUAUAAAUGAAUGGAACUAAUUUUAAGGACCUCCAUACAGGCGCGUUUUUUGAACGAUCUUUUUUAGCGUUUAGUGAAUGUGUCGGAUUUACUAAUCAAACUUUAAAUGCCUUCUAGCUUUAUUUUACACACAACUUGUUGACUAUACCGCUGAUCUUUGCGACGCUAAGUUUCAUAAAUCUGUCUGGUUUUUGGGUUUUGAUUCAUCCGUUUUGUGAGAAAGACAAAGCAGAAAAACUACAAAAAAUAUCCCCCAAAAAUAAACAAACAAAAAAAAACACACGCAAGCUAGACUAAUUAACGAUAUAAAAGAAAAUAUUCAAUGGGAAAAAAGUGUUACGAUAAAUCAACAAUUCAAACAUAUCAAUUUCGUGCCCGAUCAUAUUGAAGAGAAAUUUAUUGAUGAAAUGUAAGCAAAUAUUAUUAACAGUAGCUGACGAGAAUAUAAUAUAUUAACUAUACAUUUAUUAACUACUAUGAUGAAACAAAAGAGGAAGAAAAAUAUCACUUAAAGUAACAAAAAAAAACAAUUAAAUAAUACGCUGCAAACAAUGUGAACAUGUUAAGCAAAAACAAAAGAAAAUAUUGAUGUAUCUGUUCGAUUAAUUACGCUAAGAUCAACACCGAAAUCGGUCAAAAACAAACACAUUACACAUACACACACACAUACCUACAAACAACACACGUACUACUUUUUAAAAGCUGUCGCUUCAUUUUCCGUCCCGAGGCUAGACCACAAACCAAAACAAACCCUAUAAAAACAAUAACAAUGCCACCCACACACGCACGCGCUUCAAGACGAAAACUUUCGAAAUUUAAAAGAAUGAAAAACAAACAAAAGAAAAACUAUGAGCUUCUCCACCCUUGAAACUGAAAUUCGUGAUUUUGACAAUCAAUUGCAACCAUCUUUACAGCGAGGGCGCGCUGGCAACACUGUCGGGGCGCGAUCGCAAACGAGCACCUUUUUACGCACCGAAUGACAAGAAAAAGAACAAAAAAAAAAACGAGAAUUCCCGAUCCUCGGGAUUCGAACUGACGACGGCGCGGUGUGAAUGGUGGGAGGGUUGGUUGAACGGCUUGGUCUGGCCUCUUUUUAGCUCUAAUUUUAAGUUUUGGCUUUUUCUGUCCUGUUCUCUCAAAUUUGUUGAAGAAAAAAAUUAACCAAAGAUAUGUAUUUUAUUAUUUAAAUUAUUUAUUUAUUCUAAAAGCCAAUGCUAAUUUAUUUUAAUGCUUUAUUUCUAAUUAAACAAAUUAUAUGUAGCGGUAAACAUGAUUAUAUAUUUUGUUUGGAUACAUGAUACUAAAAUAUUAAAAUUGAUAAGCAGUGAAUAUUUAGCUAUAGCGUAUGUAGUACAAUGGAAUGUAAUAUCUAGACAAAACAAAAUCAUAGAAGGAUGUUAAUUAAACAAAUUUAACAUAUGUCAAAACAGUUUCGACAACUAUUCAAUAACCACAUGAGUUUGGAACCGAAAAAAUAAGGAACGAGAACUUUAGUGUUGACGUGCAGCAAGGCAAAGUUUGACCCUAAGACCUUUCGCUUAACGACUCGUCAACGGAGCAGAAUAACAUACGCUGAUCUACUACGGCAAAUACAAGCAAUUAAACUUACGCUAUCUCACUUGUUUUGUUUGUACACAUACCAGAUUCGAUAUAACUAACAAGAAGACAUAAGCAAGUAAUGGAACAUCGCAAAAAGAAACAAAGAAAACAAACUCACAAAUAUCUUAAUACGAUAACUGUUAUCAAUUUAUAUAGAACGGAAUGAAAUGAGUAACAAAAGAAGCAAAAAAAAAAAUAAAGAAAAUGACAAUUCUACCAAAAACGCCUUCAGCGACAUCUACAAACUCGUAGCUGAGACUCUUACCUAGUCAAAUAUUUUUAUAACUAAACAAAACAAUAAGGGAAUAAAACCAACCAACAAUUCUGGCAACACGGGUCGCGCGCGCUCGCGAUCCGACUUUAGGCUCGAGCUCACCCUCACCAGCACACUUUAAUCGCUUCUCAGCAAACAGAAAUUUACUUUUCUCUGUUUUCUCCCCCCACGACAAAAAAAUCGCACGCAACUGGCAACACUUCCCCCUGCAGCGCAACUGUCAUUUCUCUAUCGCGAUGUCACCCACAACACUGACACAAUCUUUCGCAUGAAUCUCCCCGGAGGUAACAAACACACACACACAGACACCAAAGUGUUGCGAAAAUGUUUCAUGAAAAACUGUCAACAGCAAACAAAGCAAAUUGAGUCAAACUUUUGUUUUCUUGUGAUUAUCGAAUAUGCACGAACACACACACACCAAGGUAAAAGCGCCGUCAAAAGAAAAAAAUAAGCAGCAACACACAAAUACACUUACAUAAACAUAAACACUAGCGCAGUGACACUUGUUUAAGGUAAAAGUUAUGAAAUUGCACAGAAUUAGUGACAAGUUUAAGGAAGUUCUUCGGUUUGAGGUUACUACCUACACACCCCAAACAAAUACAAACAAAGCAAAAUCUCUACGUUUGUAUUAAUGGUGCACAAUGUUCUCUAUUGUUUUACUCUUUUAAAUCCCUCUCUAUCUCGAUAAGUCACCCGCUCCACCCCCCUCCCUCCACUUUCUUUUAACGCGUUUGUUUAUUUGAUUUUGGUUUUACACUCUUUCUUUAGAUGUUUUCAAUUAUCUGACGGUACAUUGUUGUUGAAAGAAUUGAAAUGAUUUCGAUAAUAAUUUUAACUGUACGAUAUAUGAACAAGAGGAAAUUUUUGACAAAUAUUUUUAUCUAUUCUUAAAAAGUGAUAAAGUAUAUUGAAGUAAAGAGAAAAAAAACAAGAAGAAUGGAAAUAAUAUUGAAACUUUUUAUGAAAAUCUUAUAUAUUAUUGUAAUAGUACUAGAUCAAAAAGUGGUUUAACAGCAGACGAAGUAAAAAGAAGAUGGUGAAGAAAGACGAAGAAGAAAGUAAUAAACUAAAUUAAUAUAUUAAGCGGACAAGCAGCAUAAUAAGGCGCUGAACAGAAUCUCAAUCCGCUUGCAGAGAGUGGAGCUGAAAAAAAGAGAAUCUUUCAUGAUGAAUGUGAUUAACGUGUUUUUCUUUGUAAGCUAGAAUUUGUUCCAAAGAUUAUUUUCCCUUUUACGUUUAGAAUUUUUAAAGACACUCGUGUUUUCUUUCGUAUUUUUGCGAUAAGUUUUAUGACGUUCCAGCCUGCGGCUGCCCAGCGCUGAGUAGAAGUGAGUGUAAUGGUUUCAUCAAAAGAAAGAGUCCCCGUUACUCUUCACACAUGUUUAACGUACACAAAUAAAAGCACAUUACAUGACUGACCUCAAGUCACCCCAACUCAUACUCAAAAUUAGCCUUCUACAAUUCAUUACCAUAAAAUAACUGAAAAAAAAAACUAAAGUAUUACGAGCUUUUCCGAAACUUUUAACCUCCUUCCCCGUUUUCCCCUCAAAAGUAAAAAAAAAAUGCAAUUUUGCUCACCUAGCUUGACUGGCAGCACUGGAACGUCGCAUCACUUAAUUAUUGUGCACUGUUAUAUUUUUAAUAGAAGAAAACUCCUAAUCGAAACUACUGUUCUGAAUUGUUAGCUUUUCAGUUUCUCAAUUUUUCUCUCACUGUCUCACACACACACACGGCAUCUUUUGCGUUUCGGUUCGACUCUUUAUUUCACAAGAGCACUGUUUGUGUUUCUCGUUUGAGCGAGCUCAAAACUCUUCUUUCUGAACAAACUUUGAAAAGAGAAAAAAAAUCUUUAUUGAGAGCUUUUCGUUUCGUCAACUCUUCAUUUAUCAUCUACCUUUCGUUUUAUCUUCUUCUUUUCCAAGAAGACAUACAAUUCAGAACAGGAAUGGCCUUAAAUACAAUUUUUAAAGAAAAUAUAAGAAUAAUAUGUAAUAAAAAUAAAAGAAAGGAUAUUUAAAUUGAUUUUUUAAGGUUUUUAACAAAGACGACAAGGAAAAUUCAAUUAACAUACAUAACAUAAAAUAUUACUUUAACAAAACUUUAAAAAAUAUCAAACAAUACACACAAGGAAAUCAUUCAAACCAAACAAAACAGUUUACGAAUAUGGAUCAACGCAAGAAAAAGUUAGCAAUUAACCGUUACGAAGAAAAAAAAUAAAACUCAUUAUAUUCAAAACCCCUACGUCCCAGACCUGAAUGUUUAAUUUUCGAGAUAAAAAAAAACAAAACAACAAACGAUCCACACAAUGACAGAAAGAGAAAAAUGGCAAAAAUAGAAAACGAUCAAACAGUCAUUCCAAGGAAAAAUCAGUGAGAUGAUUCAAAGAGACAGCCGUGAUAAUGAAGUGAAGAAAUUUAAGGGAUGACUCAAGAAUAAUGAUAAAAAGCACACUGAAAUGUAUCUCAGCGAAAGAGUUGCAAAAAGAAAUAUACAAAAGGCGCACUCACGCGAGAGAAUGUCACCAAACGCACUCUCUCUCGCUCACACAUACAUACACGUACACAAACUGAAACGAGCGAGCAAGGCAAGAAAGAACAAAAAUCCAGGUGAAAAUUGAUUUGACAAAAAUAAACAAAACAUAACAUUACACAAAUCGAACCAUCUUUUCAUCCUGGCAUCUAACCAAAGCGAGAAACCGGAGUUAAACAACAUAACACGCAAGUAACGAUAACGAGACAAACAAAAAAGAAGAGGAAAACCAAACAAAUGAUGGAAGAAAAACAACUGUACUAACUAUCAAAUGCUAGAUAUAAUUAACAUUGUAUAGGGUCCAAAGGUGGGGAAAAAGUAAUGAAUAAAUUACAAAUAAAUUAAAUAUGUAAUAACAUAAA